UCGACUUUUUCCGAGUAAUUCCAAUCUAUCCCUAUUAUGCUUUUACAUUGAAAUAAACAGGCCAGUGCAUCGGGCAGGAACGCUUGAAUCGCACUGUAUUGAGUUGCUUCAUAUGGAUUGUAUCGAGAACGAGAUGCACCAGGAAGCAAGCUCAUCUGCAAACGCCCCGAGAAGGAGAUUCCUAGCCUCAGGUGGGCAGGCACUAGCGGAUUCCAUGAAGAAAUCAAUUGCCGCAUCCGCUUCCAAACCUACAGAUGGAAAGCCACCCUCCAUCUACAAAGUCCCACAAAGAAUCCGGCAAGUAAACGAGGACGCCUACGAGCCCCAGAUCGUCUCGAUCGGCCCAUACCAUAACGGCAAGGAGAGGGUACAAGGCAUGGAAGAGCAUAAAUGGAUGUAUCUACAUUCGUUCCUCUCCCGCAAUCCCAACCAUCGGUUGGAGGACUACCUCGAGGCGAUUGAAGAAUUGGAGGAUGAAGCUCGAAGUUGCUACUCCGAGAAAGUGGGCCCCCAGAUGGGCAACGAGUUUGUGAAAAUGAUGAUGCUUGAUGGUUGCUUCAUUGUCGAGUUCUUUCUCAAGUGCAAUGAGCUCAGGCUCAAGCAAAAAGAAGAACUCGAUCAAAAAGAGAAGGCGGUCAAGCCAAAAGAGAAAGAGCUCAAGCAAAAAGACACGGAGCUCAAUCCUAUAGAGGAGGAACUCAGUCUUCUUUCUGCGUUUAGUACGUUCUCCAAAGACGCAAUAUUUAAUACGACUGGGAUGGUGUCUCUUAUAGGGUAUGAUAUGCUCCUACUCGAAAAUCAAAUUCCUUUCUAUCAUCUGCUCCAUUUGUUCCACUCGUAUUUGAUUACUCAGUGGCCCCGCUGGUCGACUCGAUUUCCACGGUCAUCGCCUCCACGGUACAAUAAUACGGUCGACUCCAUUCAUAACGAUGGGAAUAAAAUAUUCCAAUCUCCACCGUCGCCGAUUCGAUUUCCAUGGUCAUCGCCUCCACCGUGGUCACCGUCUCCACCGCACAAUAAUACGGUCGACUCCAUUCAUAACGAUGGGAAUAAAAUAUUCCAAUCUCCACCGUGGUCACCGUCUCCACCGUGGUCACCGUCUCCACCGCACAAUAAUACGGUCGACUCGCAUGUGAUACCUAGUGAGGAGUCCAUUCCACGCAACCCCAACAAGUGGAAGAAACUGCUCAUGUUCUUGCGCUCGAGAGGUUUCUUCCCAAGUUCAAAUAAGCCCCAGUUGCCCAUUAGUAACAAUCCAUCUCCACCGUUGGCACCCAAGAUAAUCCCUUGUGCGGCUGACCUCCAUCUUGCAGGGAUCAAGUUCAAGAAGAAAGAGAAGUAUAGAAGCAUCUUGGAUGUGAAAUUUAGUAAUGGGGUGUUGGAAAUCCCUCUGUUGGUGAUUGAUGACUACACCAAUACUCUCUUUCGGAACCUCUUAGCUUUCGAACAAUGCUACCCAAAUGCUAAAAUUCGCUUCACGAUUUACCUUUCCUUCAUGGAUUGCCUUAUCGACACGUCUAAAGGUGUGGCCCUGCUCCAUCGAAAGAGGAUCAUAGAUCAUUUGCUGGGAAGAGAUGAGGAUGUGGCCACCCUAUUUAACCAGCUUCGCGUUGGUACCAUGGAUACCUACGAUGAUAAUUACCUUUCGACUCUAUACAAGGAUGUGGAAACACAUUACAACACCCGAUGGAACAAGUGGUGGGCGAGCUUGAGGCGCGAUUAUUUCACCAAUCCACGGUCCGGCCUUUCUUCAAUAGCGGCCGUGAUCCUCAUCCUGGUCACCAUCACCCAAACGUUCUUCACCGUCUUUCCAUAUUACUGACCCCGCGGUCCUGGUUCUUGAUGA
This is a messenger RNA of Magnolia sinica, 1846 nucleotides long. RefSeq names its product UPF0481 protein At3g47200-like. NCBI's taxonomy places the organism in Eukaryota, Viridiplantae, Streptophyta, Magnoliopsida, Magnoliales, Magnoliaceae. The transcript has a single exon. The record is from RefSeq and is a predicted model, not a curated record. Bases 113 to 1822 code for a protein of 569 amino acids.